CAAAAGCUCUAUAGAUCAUUUGGCUAUCAGGCACAGCUAUAAAACGUUUCGGCAGGCAGGCACAAACAACAGCAGUGCAAACGGGAACAGGAUUGGACAUCGACAUGGGCAGAAUCAUCUUCUACGAGGACAGGAACUUCCAGGGUCGUUCAUAUGAGACCAGCAGUGACUGUGCUGAGUUAACCUCCUUCCUGAGCCGCUGCAACUCAUGCAGGGUGGAGAGUGGUUGUUUUAUGGUCUACGAGCGGCCCAAUUUUGCAGGCCACCAGGUGCUGGUCCGCAGGGGAGAGUACCCUGACAACCAGCGCCUGAUGGGAAUCGGCAUGAGCGACUGCAUCCGUUCCUGCCGCAUGAUCCCCAUGCACCGUGGUCCGUUCAGGAUGAAGAUCUUUGAAAGAGAAAACUUUCAAGGUCAAAUGAACGAGCUGCUGGAUGACUGCGAAAACAUUUUGGACGCCCUACGCAUGUCCGAGUGCCUGUCCGUCCAGGUGUUGGAAGGUCACUGGCUGCUGUACGAGCAGCCCCACUACAGGGGCAGAAUGAUCUACCUGAGGCCCGGAGAGUACAGGAGCAUAAGAGACAUGGGGACAGGUCCGAUUGACAUGAGAAUCGAGUCUGUCAGACGCAUCACAGAAACUUGUUAA
This is a messenger RNA of Corythoichthys intestinalis (scribbled pipefish), 644 nucleotides long. Its product is annotated as gamma-crystallin M3-like. The transcript is spliced from 3 exons. Gene Ontology annotation, molecular function: structural constituent of eye lens. The record is from RefSeq and is a predicted model, not a curated record. Bases 105 to 644 code for a protein of 179 amino acids. Lineage: Eukaryota; Metazoa; Chordata; Actinopteri; Syngnathiformes; Syngnathidae. Gene Ontology annotation, biological process: visual perception; lens development in camera-type eye.